CAUCCGGGUCUCCCCUGCCGCCGCGGCAUCGCGCGUGAGGGGAGAGCAGCGAGUCGCAAAAUGGCCGCCGCGUCCGUCGGGUCCGCGUCGUCCGCCCUGCCGGGCCCUCCCGCCGCCGCCCUCACCGAGAGCAAGAAGAUCACGGAGCUCCGCGUCAUCGACCUCAAGUCCGAGCUGAAGCGCCGCAACCUCGACGGCGCCGGCGUCAAGACCGUCCUCAUCGCCCGCCUCAAGCAGGCUAUUGAAGAGGAAGGAGGAGAUCCAGACAAUAUUGAAAUAGCUGUCUCAGUUGAUACUCCGAACAAGAAACCAACAAAAGGAAAAGGAAAGAAGCAGGAAACCGAUGAACUGAGUGGUGAUGCUUCAGUGGAAGACGAUUCCUUGGUCAAGGAAAGCGAACUGGAAGCUCAAGAGGCAAGUGACCAGGAUGGGAAUGACGAAUUAAAAGACUCUGAAGAAUCUGUGGAAAAUGAAGAGGAUUCCUCAGCGUCGAAGGCAUCGUUUCCUGCAGAAAAGAAGAAAGCGCAUUCGAAGCGGGCAGGAAAGGAGUCGGGAAACCAGGGCCCUGACGUCCAAGAUGCAGAAGAUGAAAGCUUUGCCGCUGCUCAAGAUGGAGAAGAAGAGAAUGAGAGAGAUAAAGCAGGUUCUGGUGAUGGUACACAAGAAGUAUCUAAGCCUCUUCCCUCAGAAGAGAGCCCGGCUGAGGCAGAUCAGUCGGCUCACGAAGCGCUGGAAGCAAACGCGUCCGGGAAAGAAGCUGAGGACGAUAACAUAUCGGUAACAAUCCAGGCUGAAGACGCCAUCACUCUGGAUUUUGAUGGCGAUGACCUCCUAGAAACAGGUAAAAAUCUGAAAAUUACAGAUUCAGAAGCAAGUAAGCCAAAAGACGGGCAGGAUGGCAUUGCCCUCAGCCUGGAGAAGGAGGGCCAGGACUUUGAGAUGACAGAGAACCAUAAAGAUGGCAAGAAGGAAGACGGCACGAAGGGGGACCCCGUCAAGAAAGAAGCCCGAGAAAGCUCGAAGAAAGCAGAAUCUGGAGACAAAGAGAAGGAUACCUUGAAGAAAGGUCCCUCGACUGCUGGGGCCGCUGGUCAAGCAAAGAGCUCUACUAAGGAAUCUAAAGAAAGCAAGACUACCUCAAAGGAUGACAAAGGCAGCGCGAGCAGUGGCGGCAGCAGCAGCUCCACUAGGAACUUGUGGGUGAGCGGCUUGUCCUCCAACACAAAAGCCGCUGACUUGAAAAACCUCUUCGGCAAGUAUGGGAAGGUCCUGGCUGCGAAAGUGGUCACGAAUGCCCGGAGCCCCGGCGCCAAGUGCUAUGGCAUCGUGACCAUGUCCUCCAGCACAGAAGUGGCCAGGUGCAUAGCGCACCUUCACCGGACGGAGCUGCAUGGGCAGCAGAUCUCUGUGGAGAAAGUGAAAGGCGAUCCUUCCAAGAAGGAGCUGAAGAAGGAGAGCGACGAGAAGUCUGGCUCUGGCAGGAACCCCGGGGAGAAGAAGCUGGCCUCCAGCGACAAAGCCAACAAGACCCCCUCCAAAAAGGACGAUAAGAGAUCUGAGAAGAAAGAGAGCAAGGAUGGAAAGAAAUCUGAAGGUAAAGAUGAGAAGAGCGAUAACGGAUCCAGCUGCCCUGCGCAAGAGCCCGCUAAAUCACCCGAGGAAAAGAAACGAAUCAGUGCAAAAAGCCCCAGUCACAUGGUUGUCCUUGACCAAACAAAGAGGGACCAAGUGCACCCCAGGCCAAUUCGAAGGGGGAGGUUUGAGAAGCCACCGAUGUUAAGGAACAAAGAGCGCUUCAUCCCAGACAAAAUGAAGUUCCGAGACUACAGACCCCGGAAGGACUUUGUGCCCUUUGAGAAGAUGAAGGAGCAAAGGAUGCGGGAGCACAUGCUUCGGCUGGAGCGGAUUCGGCGUGCCGUAGAGCUGCGAAGGCGGAGAGAAAUCGCUGAGCGUGAGCGACGCGAGAGGGAACGCAUCCGACUCCUUCGCGAGCGUGAGGAGCGCGAGCGCUUGCAAAGAGAGAGGGAGCGGCUGGAAAUCGAAAGGCAGAAGUUAGAAAGAGAGCGGAUGGAACGUGAGCGCCUGGAAAGGGAGCGCAUCCGUAUUGAGCAGGAGCGCCGCAAGGAAGCGGAACGGAUCGCUCGGGAAAGAGAAGAGCUUCGGCGCCAGCAGCAGCAGCUUCGUUACGAGCAAGAAAAAAGGAAUUCCCUGAAACGCCCUCGCGACGUUGACCACAGGAGAGAGGAGCCCUACUGGAAUGAAAGCAAGAAGAUGGCUUUGGACACCGACGCCCGGUUCGGCCACGGCUCCGAAUACAAUCGGCAGCAGAACCGGUUUGGUGACUUUGACCACCGGGAGAGGGGCCGAUACCCCGAGGGGUCUGCAGUGCCCUCUUCUACCUUUGAAAGGCGCGAGCGGUUUGUGGCCCCAGGCGAUGGGAAAAAGGCUCGGCCCGCUGCGGGACGAGAGGAGCCGGGCUUUGAGCGGUACCCCAAGAACUUCAGUGGAUCCCGAAGAAACGAGCCCCCCCAGCCCAGAAACGACCUUCAGGACCCGGACAGGAGGGAGGUUAGAGGGGACCGAGACGAGCGGAGGACUGUGAUCGUUCACGAGAGGCCGGAGAUCCCCCACGGCCGCCACCCGCGGGAGGCUGGGCCCAACCCACCCCGGCAGGCUUCAUGGAAAAAUGAAGGAGGCAUCAACCCUGAUAAACGAGACACCAGGGAGAGGCCAGAAAGGUCUGGCCGAGAGGUGUCUGGGCAUGCAGUGAGAGGCGCGCCCACCGGAAGCCGUAGCAGCACCUCUGGGUAUGGAAGCCGGGAGACGGAGCGAGGGGUGAUGGAGCGAGGCAGUGGGGGACAGCAUUAUAACGAGGACCGCCAUGUGGUUGAGCGGCACAGCCGUGACAGCGGGCCCAGGAAGGAGUGGCACGGCCCCAGCUCACAGGGCAGCGGCUACCAUGGCACGAGGCGGAUGGGCGACGGCCGAGCCGGAGGAGGCAUGAUGGCUCCCCACCCAAGUAAUUCACCCAUCAACCGAGUUGUACAGAUCACGGGCAAUUCCAUGCAGAGGGGAAGCGGUUCUGGAUUUAAGCAAUUCAAGAGUGGGCCCCCGCGAAGAUUCUGAGCCCCCCUCAGCACCUCGGUUUCAAGAUAACUUAUUGGAAACCUCUUGUGAACCAGAAGCCUUGGCUGGAAACCUUGUAUUUUUUAAUUUUAACAUAAUCUCUUCCUCCCCUCUUUCUUUUGGAGGCAUUUUAAGACAAGUUAGCUCUGUUGGGUUUGGGCUAGUUCAGUGUAGCACUAGGAGCACAGAAGCAAGUCCCAACUGAUCACGUGGCGGCUGCUGCCGCUGCCGGGAGGGAGGGAGGGAGGGCUCGUUUGGCGCCUGUAGUUUCCUUUACCAGCUUUCGCUCUGUGGUGUCAGGCUAGACAACUUAGGUACUUCUCACACAACCCCCUCCCUACCUGAGCUGUACAUCCCCGCCCCCCCUGCUUUACUGCCGGUAGAGACCAAGGUUGGGUCAGUUGCAUUUCCGGGUCUUUAUUAUGUAACCUGUUUUUGCAGACGUUGUUCCACUGAGUGAACCUGUAUCCUGGCUUAUGUGCCCUUUUGAAAUAAACCUUCAUAAUCUAUAAAA
Messenger RNA from Heteronotia binoei (common prickly gecko), 3640 nucleotides. It is a transcript of the gene SLTM, whose product is annotated as SAFB like transcription modulator. Gene Ontology annotation, biological process: regulation of transcription by RNA polymerase II; regulation of mRNA processing. Gene Ontology annotation, molecular function: RNA binding; sequence-specific DNA binding. The transcript has 21 exons. Gene Ontology annotation, cellular component: nucleus. The record is from RefSeq and is a predicted model, not a curated record. Bases 61 to 3126 code for a protein of 1021 amino acids. NCBI's taxonomy places the organism in Eukaryota, Metazoa, Chordata, Lepidosauria, Squamata, Gekkonidae.